Stylophora pistillata is the source of this 1068-nucleotide messenger RNA. Its product is annotated as QRFP-like peptide receptor. The record is from RefSeq and is a predicted model, not a curated record. Gene Ontology annotation, cellular component: plasma membrane. Gene Ontology annotation, molecular function: G protein-coupled receptor activity. Gene Ontology annotation, biological process: G protein-coupled receptor signaling pathway. NCBI's taxonomy places the organism in Eukaryota, Metazoa, Cnidaria, Anthozoa, Scleractinia, Pocilloporidae.
AUGUCAGAUGGAGAGUUGCAUUCAAUAAUUGUUCCAUUCGGCGUUACCUUCUACUCUAUAGUGUUCUUAUUGUCAGUUAUGGGAAACUCUUUUGUUCUCUCAGUUUGUUACCGAUCAAUUAAAAGAAACGUGUGUUCAUUAAAAUGGUUUAUCGCCAGUUUAGCUCUUGCUGACCUAACUUUUGUGUUCCUGUCCAUAUUGGACCUCAUAAGUUAUUUAUGGACAUGGAUUGGAGGUCAGAUCUCUUGCAAGCUGCAGAGUUUUUUCAUCGAGGCUAUCUAUACAGUAUCCAUUACAACUCUGUGUAUUAUAAGCUAUGAACGACUCAAGGCUGUGGUAGUGCCACUUCAUACAAUAGCGAUUAAUCCAUCGUGUAUUUAUGGAAAGCUUAUCGCUUCCUGGAUCAUAAGUAUGGUCGUAGCUUCACCCUUACUUUAUGCGUACCAAAUCCAACCUGAUAAGAACGGAAAGGUUUCCUGCACCAACAACAAAUUUGGAGAUUUGGGAAGACAAGUGUAUUAUGGCUUUCAUACGAUUUUCUUUUUCCUCGUUCCUCUAUCCUACAUGAUUUAUGUCCAAUGUAAAAUCUUCAUAUCGUUGCGCUUGAGCACCAAGGUGUUCCCAAUACGAAACACUUUGACAACAGCGCGCUCUAAACGGCAUCUCAAGGCUGCCAAGCGACUACUUGCUCUAACUACAGCAUUUGCAGCUUGCUGGUCGCCCUUUAUCUGCGUUCGAGGGCUUAUAUACAUUCACCUCGCAGAUGACGGUUAUAUCUGGAAAGCAUCUCAGCUUUUAAUUUUCUUGAACACGGUGUUAGAUCCAAUUCUUUAUGGUAUUUAUGGGGAGCGUGAGAACUUCAAAGCUAUUUUUAAACCUGUUAUCCCAUGUGUUAAGUGUCAAACCCGUGCUCCAGAAGAACUCUGCUAUUCCACUCACAGCCAAAUGAUAACUAACAACGAGAGACCAGAGGAACAGCAAAAAUUUCACCCCUGGCAAGGUAUGGUAAUAGAAGUACAUGAAUGGCAGCCAAUCCUACCCCGACCUGAACCAAUAAGUGACACAUGA